Molecule: messenger RNA, 1759 nt
Organism: Klebsormidium nitens
Lineage: Eukaryota; Viridiplantae; Streptophyta; Klebsormidiophyceae; Klebsormidiales; Klebsormidiaceae
Source: the annotation of a GenBank genome assembly
GCCCCACCCCCCGCAAGCGAGGGUGAGUAGCCCGCCAGCCGCCAAGCCCCCGACCCAUGACACAGCCCGUCGGCGUUCGUGCCGUCACUGUAAAAGUGUUAUGAGACCACGCCUUUCUCCUGUUCGACACAACUUAAAGCAGGUGACUUAUAUGGAAUCAUCUUGGUGGAAGGGUGAAAGUGUGUAGCAUCAGGUGUAUUCGCCUGCAUCUAUUAAUGCCAUACGUUGUGACUUCAAUGUCCAGAGUUCAGCGCCAGUGAUAUUGCAGGAGUCGGAAUUGCUUGAUACAUGUGCGCCUCAGUAACUUGAGUGCUGGCUGCGCUUUGCUGCUGCCAGGAAAGAGUCCGUUGGGAAGAACCGAGAAUGUAGAAAGCUGGUUUCUAGCUGCAACCGACAUUGUGAUUGGCUAGUGAUGAAGAUGGAAACUAAGGUAACAUGUAGGAAUACUAUAAUACUUUAGGUCCAGCCAGAUCUUUCCUGGCUGUUGAUCAUGGACGAAUUCUACUUUUCCUCAGCUCAAUCAGCACCACUGAAUGACAACCAACCAGCUUGGAUAGAUGCAAAUACAGCAGCAAAGAGGGGGCAGCUUGCGCGCAAGCAGGCACGGGGGGCGUUCUUCGUGCUCGCCUGUAUCUUUGGGAUCCUGUUCUAUCUUGGUUAUAAUGAUGAGGACGCUGAAGAGCAUACACCAUAUCAUCCUCUGGGGCCACAACAUGGGACUCAUCAGUUUCUGAGACCACAACCCGUCCCUAAACCUUUUGAACCAAGGGUGCUUGCACAAAGGGACAUGCCAGAGUUCGCAGGCUCAAUGCUCAAGGAGUUGCGGGAGUAUGGGCCAGGCCCGUUCACACUGUUUGUCCCCUCCGACCUGGCCCUAAUUACCCUGGCCCAUACCAUCUUCGGUGACACUGGAGAUUGGCGGAAUGUACCUAGGUUGCUGCCUAGGCUCCUCCCGUUCUACACUGUCGAGGCUCAGAUUCUCACCCGUGACAUACCCGCCCGCCGCGCGGUAAUUUUACGUUCUUUAAACGGGUACCCUCUGCUUUUCCUCCGAGAGGGGAAGUCCGGCCGGCUCACAGUGAACGGCGUCCGAGUCGGCGAUUCGGACCUGCUUGCCCUGGGCGCGUUCGUACACUUUUUGGACCGGUCAAAUGUGUUUUCCGGGGUAGAGUCGGCCGUCCGAUCGGAGGCGAUUACGCCCGGGAAGGUUGUGAGGGUGAACAAAGAUGCUGAGGCGAGAAGAAGAGGGGAAAUUUCUAGGGAAGUAAAUCAGACGGCGGAAGAUUUGGAAGAGGAGGGGAUCGUGGCUGAGUAUCUGUUCGAAAGGGCGGAGAUCGAAGCGGAAGGGUUACCAGAAUUAGAUCCAGGAUGAACCAAAACGUCAGGUACUGACAUUCAAUAGCAGUUUCUCCUCAGGUUCCGAUUGAGUGACGAAAGGUUUUUAUUUUACAUAACACUUGUUACGCUGUGUCGCGCCACGACUGUGUUUAUUGUACAAAACGCUUGUUAUGCUGUGUUGCGCUCCUCGAAGGGCAUGCCUGAAUAGCGGGCUUUGAGGUUGACAGAUAGACAAGCGAACCAUUUGUAUUUUAACGGAAGUUAGGUGACAGUUGUGUACAAGCUGAGAGUUUUACCGUUCAUGGAAUCGAGAGAGCAUCGACAACAUCAAGUUGUCGUCUAACGAAGAUGUCGGACGGCGAACUUAGACUGAAUCGUUGACAUUGUUGGCAUCUCCGCGAUCAAUCAUCAGCUUAGUAUA